Dibothriocephalus latus is the source of this 108-nucleotide messenger RNA. The record is from the annotation of a GenBank genome assembly. Lineage: Eukaryota; Metazoa; Platyhelminthes; Cestoda; Diphyllobothriidea; Diphyllobothriidae.
AUGAGAAGUCUCAUUCUCGUUCCAAUUGCGCCUCUGGCUUUGAGUGUUUCAGCAGAUCACCGGGACAAUCAUGAUGAUGAUGAUGAUGAUGAUGAUGAUGAUGAUGAU